Molecule: messenger RNA, 991 nt
Organism: Vidua chalybeata
Lineage: Eukaryota; Metazoa; Chordata; Aves; Passeriformes; Viduidae
Gene: ASB12
Product: ankyrin repeat and SOCS box containing 12
Exons: 2
Coding region: 1-945 (314 amino acids)
Biological process (GO): protein ubiquitination
Cellular component (GO): ubiquitin ligase complex
Molecular function (GO): protein binding
Source: RefSeq, a predicted model, not a curated record
AUGGAGCCCAGACCCGACAAAAUGAGCCUGAUGGACAUCAACAAGAUGUUCUCCCUGCUGCAGCCCAGGGAUGACGAGGAGGACAGCGAGGAGAGCGAGGAGCUGAGCCGGGCAGUGUGCCAAGACGACCACGAAACGCUGGCCAGGCUCCUGUCCCAGGACAGGUACAAGAGGCUCAUCAACCGCAGGAGCGGCUGGGGCGUGCCCAGCACCCCCCUGCGCCUGGCGGCCACCUGGGGCUGCGUGCGGAGCCUGCGGCUGCUGCUGGCCCACGGCGCCCAGGUGGACAGCCUGGACGUGAAGGCGCAGACGCCGCUCUUCGUGGCGGUCAGCAACGGGCACGGCGAGUGUGUGCGGCUGCUGCUGGAGGCCGGCGCCAGCCCCGCGGGCAGCGCCUACAACAACUGCUCGCCGCUGCUGCUGGCCGCCAGGGACGGCCACACGGCCAUCCUGCGGCAGCUGCUGGAGCACGGCGCCGAGGCCAACGUCCGGGCGAGGCUGCCCGAGUGGGCGGCCAACUCGGCGGCCUGCUCCGGGCCGCUGUACCUGGCGGCGGCCUACGGGCACCUGGAGUGCUUCCGCCUGCUGCUGCUGCACGGCGCUGACCCCGACUACAACUGCACCGAGCAGGGCGUCCUGGCGCAGAUCCGCGAGCCCAAGACCCUGCUGGAGACGUGCCUGAGGCACGGCUGCCACAGCGACUUCAUCCGCCUGCUCAUCGACUUCGGGGCCAACGUGUACCUGCCCAGCGUGCCCGCCGACAGGGCGGCCCCGCGCAGUGAGGGGCUGGAGCUGCUGCUGCAGGCCAGAGCUCAUCCCAAAUCACUGCUGUCCCAAUCCCGACUGGCCAUGAGGCGUCUCCUGAAGCAGCCCGGCCGCUCGGCCACCCUGGGAGAGCUGGAGAUCCCCAGAGCCCUGGCCAAAUACCUGCAGCACCAGCCGUGAUCCCAGCCUGCCCCAGGGACACCCUGAUUAAAACCUGCUCCACCCC